Messenger RNA from Sphaeroforma arctica JP610, 595 nucleotides. RefSeq lists its product as hypothetical. Lineage: Eukaryota; Ichthyosporea; Ichthyophonida. The record is from RefSeq and is a predicted model, not a curated record. Gene Ontology annotation, cellular component: nucleus. Gene Ontology annotation, molecular function: 3'-5' exonuclease activity; nucleic acid binding. The transcript has 3 exons. The coding region runs from base 33 to 578 and encodes 181 amino acids. Gene Ontology annotation, biological process: rRNA processing.
GUCCUACAGCUCAUCUUGCGAUCGAUUGCGAAAUGGUCGGUGUAGGAUACGAUGGAAAGCGCAGUGCGCUAGCUCAGGUUGCCGUUGUAAAUUCUCAGGGCAACACAGUUCUGUUGGAAUAUGUAAUUAUCAAAGAGAAAGUGACAGAUUAUAGAACACAUGUGAGUGGUAUAACUCGUGAAUUGUUGGUAGGUGCAAAAGAUUUCGAGACUGUUCAGAAAAUGGUGCAUGAUAUCUGCCACGACAAAAUUCUCGUAGGUCACGCAAUCAAUAACGAUCUAAAGGCACUUAUGAUGUCCCAUCCGAAGACUAUGAUUAGAGACACGGCUAAAUAUAAACCACUACGAAAGUACUCGAAUGGAAGAACGCCAUCGUUGCGUCUUUUGGCGAAGAAGAUACUAAAUAUUCAAAUACAGACCGGUGAGCAUUCUCCGGCGGAAGAUGCUGCAGCAACUAUGCAGAUAUUCAAUCUAUACAAAGUGGAAUGGGAAGAAUACCUAAGAAAGGGAAGAGGAUUAAAGAAUCAAAGAUUGCGCAGGCAGCAGAAAGCUAGAACCGCCAGCCACGUAGAACAAUAAAACAAUUAAUUAUGUAC